Molecule: messenger RNA, 3480 nt
Organism: Adineta steineri
Lineage: Eukaryota; Metazoa; Rotifera; Eurotatoria; Adinetida; Adinetidae
Source: the annotation of a GenBank genome assembly
AUGACAUCAUCAUCAUCGAAUCAAUUAGCACAAGAUUUUGCAUUUUUUAUUCAUCAUUCAACAGAUUCUCGUACAUUAACAACACCAGCGAAUAUUGAACGGACAUGUUCGAUUUGUUUAAAUUUAUUAACAACAUUUCCAUCAGCACGUGAAGCUAUUUUUGAUUAUUUUAAUUCAUUAAUUAGUAUUGGUGUACAUUGUUUUAUUCAAAAUGUAUCAUUAGUUGCAAGUGUAAGUGAUUUAUUAAUAACAAUUGAAUCAAAAUUAACUUCAUUAGCUAUGCAAUCAAAUAGUUGGGCUAAUAUUCUUGCUCAUUGGUCAAUCGAUCAAUUAUUUGAUCUAACAGUACGAUUUGCUAAUGAAGCAAAUAUUAAAAAAUGUGAAACAUUAGAAGAUCGUAUUCAAUUAUGGACACAAUGUCAAGCAGCAAUGACAUUGAUUAAAAUAUGUUCAGCAUGUAUUUUACAUGAUUCAACAGCAGCUGAUAAUGCAUUAAAUAAAUAUCUUGGAGCAUCAAUACUUAGUCGCCCUUCAUUUGAUUGGGUUACAGUAUCUUUAACUUUACGUUGUGGUCAAACUUUAAUAUCACGUUUAAUUCAACUUAGUUUACAAGAAACCAAUCAAUCACAAAUAGUACAUGGUGUACGAAGAAUCUAUGCGGUUUGGUCAUCACUUGAAGUUAUUGCAGAACAAGAACCACAAAUAUUCAGUCAAGUUUUAAUGGAACAAAUUCAAUCGUUAUUAAUCAGUGAUGAUAUUCAAAAACAUGUUUCAAUUAUUUCAUUAAUACAAAUGAUAUUUGUUGUUGUUACUGGCCCACUAUGUGAUAUUGUCUAUUAUUCACUUUAUCGAUCAUUGAAUACACUUAGUUUACGUCGUUUAUGUUCAUCAAUAAGACAAACAAAUACAAUAGAUAUUGAACAAUUAACGAAUGAAUUUAUAUCUGGACUUAUGCGAAUACGAACUGAUGCAUUUCAAAUAAUUCAAUUUAUUCUCAGUUUUAUACAUGAUGAAAUAUCAACAGAUCCAGAUGAAAUUGAAUUAACAUUACGUAAUUGUUGUAAAUAUGUUUUACAACAAUUAUGUCAUGAAUGUCAUUGUAAAUUUCGUUUACAUAAAGAUAAUCAAAAACCAACUAUACCCAUAUUAUCGGCAUUACGUACUUCAUUUGAUCAUCUUCUCGAUCUAUUGAAUUAUACAAAAAGUUCAGAAAAAAUUCAUUUAAUUAAUGAUUUAUGUUUUAAUGUUGCACUUUAUAAUGGUGAUGAUACAAUGAUUAAAUACAUUCAAUAUAUAUUUACAAAUAAAACUUCACUUGAUAUUCUUCAAGAUAUACAUCUUGAAUUUGAAUAUUAUCAUCCAAAUUGUCUUCAUGAUGCACUUAAUUUAAUAUUUGAACAAAAUAAUUCAUCAAAAAUAUCCAUAUGUCUUGAAAAUCUUCUUCAAUUAGUUCUUGUUGAUGAACGUCCAUCAUUAUCAAAUAAUCAUUCAAUUCAAUCUAUCAUAUGGUCAUUGAUUGAUCAUUUUAGUCGAUUAUUAAGUGAAAAUUGUCUACAUUACGAUAUUAUUCUUCAAAUAUUUUUACAAUUAAAAUGUUAUGAAAUUUUACCAACAUAUGAACAAAUCUUACAAAUAGCAAGUUCAUUUACAGAUAUACAUAUAAAAAUAAUUGAAGAUAAUGAAAAUAAUCUUAUUGAAAAUUUACUUCUUUGGCGUGAUACUCUUUUGAAUUUUAUACAUUUCAAUAAUUAUGAUUUUCAUCUAUUUGUUAUAAUAACAUUAAUGGAUUUUCUUAUUCCAAAAUUAAGUCCAUUUGAUAAAGUUGAUGAUACAAAUUUAACUCGUCGACCAAUUGAUAACUCAGGUUCACUUUUAGAACAAAAUGUAAAUUUUAAUGCACUGAAUUCAAAUCGUGUAUUAUCACGUUCAUUUAGAAAAACUCUUACAAAUGAUCGAUUUAUUAAAAUUCCACCUGAAUAUAUUGAUCAAUAUACAAUGUUAAUGACAGAUGUUUUUAAUGAACUAAUUUAUAAUGAUAAUUCACAAAAACAACAAUUACUUAUUUGUUUAGUAACAACAUUAAUUGAUAAUAUCUUACCAGAUUCAACAGUUGAUGUACAAUUUGAUGAUGAUCAGUGUAAAACACCAAAUGAAAGAAAUUUAGCAUUAAUUCGACGUCUUGAUGAACAACCACUUGUAUGGAUAUUAUUGGAAAUAAUUGCUACAGAUAAUAAUGCAUUUCAAUUAUGUUUACCAAUAAUACGAUGUUUAUUAAGUGCUUUAAUUGUACAAUGGGAAAAUGUUCGAGGUGAAGAUCGAGCUACAACAUAUUUAAAACAAUUAACACUUUCAACUAAUUUAAUUAUCUUACUGAAAAAAGCUCGUUAUUUACCAUUACCAUUAAAUGAAAUCUAUGAAUUAUUUCCAUUUGUUACAUGUUAUGAUUGUUUUACACUUUUAUCAAAUAUAUGGAAUUAUUUAAAACAAAAUCAACAAUUAUUAACAACAAAAUUAUUAACACAACAACAAACAAUUAUACGUGAUCCAUUAUAUUUUGAUCCAAUUAGAUUUGUUAUACAAAAAAAUAUUGCGAAUGUUGGACAUAUAGCAGAACAUUUUCUUCAUUUACAAUUACAACCAACUGGAUCUAUAGCAUUUAUAUCUGAUGAUGAACGAAAAGCUUUAACAACAUUUGUUAUUGUUGGCGGUGGACCAACAUCCAUUGAAUUUAGUGGUGAAUUACAUGAUUUUAUUGUUGAAGAUGUAGCGAAAUGGUUUCCGGAUGUUAAAACACGUGUUAUUGUUGUUGAAAGUACAGAUCAUAUUUUAGGUACAUUUGAUUCCAAAUUAACAGAUUAUGCAAUGAAUAUUCUAAAAUCACGUUCUGAAAUUACUCUUAAAACAAAUACACAUGUUAAACGUGUAGAUGAAAACGAAGUUUUAUUAAGUAAUGGUGAAGUUAUUCCAUGCGGACUCACAGUAUGGAGUACUGGUCUUUCUCCAACUGAAUUAACAUCAACAUUAUCAUUUCUUAAAGAAAAACGUUCCGGAAGAAUUUAUACAAAUGAUCAUUUACAAGUAUUAAUUGAUGAUAAAACAACAAUCAACAAUAUAUUUGCACUUGGAGAUUGUGCAACACCCAUUGAACAUUCAAUACCAGCUACGGCACAAGCAGCAGCACAACAAGCGAAAUAUUUAGCGAAGAGAUUUAAUCAAAAACAAUUUUAUCUAGCAAAUUCAAAUGAAAUUAGCAACGAUAAAUAUCCAGCAUUUAAUUUUAGUAAUUUAGGUAUGUUAGCUUAUUUAGGUGGUUAUGGUGGUUUAGCGGAUUUAAAACAAACUAAAAUAUCUGGUUUCUUAUCAUGGUUAUUAUGGCGUUCAGUUUAUAUGACACGACUUGUUAGUUUUAAAAAUCGUUUACUUGUAGCUAUGUUUUGGUUUAAAUCAUUCGUAUUUGGUCGAGAUAUUAGUCGUUUUUAA